Molecule: messenger RNA, 555 nt
Organism: Galleria mellonella (greater wax moth)
Lineage: Eukaryota; Metazoa; Arthropoda; Insecta; Lepidoptera; Pyralidae
Gene: RpL31
Product: 60S ribosomal protein L31
Exons: 3
Coding region: 163-537 (124 amino acids)
Biological process (GO): cytoplasmic translation
Cellular component (GO): ribosome; cytosolic large ribosomal subunit
Molecular function (GO): structural constituent of ribosome
Source: RefSeq, a predicted model, not a curated record
CUCUGGUUUAAUAUACUGUAAUAUACAAUUUUUAUAUAAGGAUCUCAAAUAUAAUUCAACUGUUCUUAGUCUAUGUCAUUUUUGAAUUUUUAUGACAAUUUUGACAUAUGGUAUGACGUUUCUUUUUCAUGUCGUUUUCGGUAAAAGAAGACUAAGAACACAAUGGCUAAACCUAAAGGAGAGAGGAAAGGCAAAUCUGCAAUCAAUGAAGUUGUUACUCGUGAAUAUACAGUUAAUUUGCACAAACGUCUUCAUGGAGUUGGUUUUAAAAAACGUGCUCCACGAGCCAUCAAGGAAAUUAGGAAGUUUGCAGAAAAACAAAUGGGCACUCCCGAUGUUCGCGUUGAUACUCGUUUAAACAAAUACCUCUGGUCUAAGGGGGUCAGGAAUGUCCCAUUCAGAGUUCGAGUACGACUAUCCAGAAGGCGUAAUGAUGAUGAAGAUUCUGCCCAUAAACUGUUCACCCUUGUGACUUAUGUACCCGUUGCUUCAAUUAAGGGCUUGCAGACAGAAAAUGUUGAUGCUAGCCAAGAAUAAACUUAUACAUUAAGUAUA